AGUCUUAGCAGAGACAGGCGCCUGGAAUCCUGCUCCAUGCAGAAGCUUCACUUCCAAGCAGCCGGCCCAGGACUGAAGCUACAGUGAGGACCCUGUGGCUCAAGUCUGUUCUGGGCGCCACCCGCGCUCUAGGCCUAAGGCACCCGGGGUGGUCUCCGGAAGUCAGACACCCCCGGAGGCCUCCAGGUCAGCUCACCAACACUUUUAAAAGUCUCUCCUGGGAAAAGCAAAGCGCGCCCCGGGUUCCCGGGUUCAGGCCGUAGCAGGUGGCCCAAAGCGCCUUCCGCCAGGCCGCGGUCCAGGCUGGGGAGGACCGGACGGGAGUGCGGGGCGGGGCCUGGCUCCAAAGUCCCCAAGUCGGGGACGUCACGGUCCCAGGUGCGUGUGCGACGGGGGCGGGAGUCCCCUGGGCGCCUCCCUCCUGCGCACCUCCCCACCUUGCCCCCGCAGCUCUGGAGGGCCCGGCUCCAUUUUCUAGCUCAGGCCACACCUGGGGCCGCACCUGCGGGCAGGACAGCGGGGUUGCCCUCGGGGAGGAGGCCCUGGGGCUGAGCAGGAAGGGUGGGGCGGAGGGCGCGUUCGCUGGACGCCCGGGAGCCGUGGACUCGGAGCGGGGCGAGUGGGUGCGAUGGCGCGGAGCACUUCGGGGGCCCUGCUGGUCCUGAUUGGCUUUACCUUUGGAUACGGACUCCAUUUUGAGGUGUUGAACUCAAGAAGGGAAAAUCAGUUGCUUCCUAAGCAUACUCACUUAGUGCGGCAGAAGCGUGCCUGGAUCACCUCCCCUGUGAAUCUUCGGGAGGGAGAGGAUCUAUCCAAAAAUAAUCCUAUUGCCAAGAUACAUUCUGAUAUUGCUGAAGAAAGAGGACUAAAAAUUACAUACAAGUACACUGGAAAAGGAAUUACAGAGCCACCCUUUGGUAUAUUUGUCUUUAAUAAAGAUACAGGAGAUUUGAACAUUACCAAGGUUCUUGAUCGAGAAGAAACACCAUCUUUUCUGCUCAUUGGUCAUGCUUUGGAUGAAAGUGGAAAUGACGUGGAGAGACCACUAGAACUCCGCAUCAAGGUUCUUGAUAUUAAUGACAAUGAGCCUGUGUUCACACAGGAUGUCUUUGUUGGAUCUGUUGAAGAGUUGAGUGCAGCACAUACUCUUGUGAUGAAAAUCAAUGCAACUGAUGCAGAUGAGCCCAAUACUCGGAAUUCUAAGAUUUCCUACAGAAUCAUAUCUCAGCAGCCUGCUUCAUCAUUCCACUUAAAUAAAGACACGGGCGAAAUUUAUACAACCAGUAACACCUUGGACAGAGAGGAGUAUAGCAGCUACACUUUGACGGUCGAUGUAAGAAAUGAGAAUGUGCAAAUAACAGAUCGGCCUGCAAAACAAGCUCAAGUUCAGAUUCGUAUUUUGGAUGUCAAUGACAAUAUACCUGUAGUCCAAAAUGAAGUGCUUGAAGGGUUAGUUGAAGAAAAUCAAGUCAAUGUAGAAGUCAUGCGCAUAAAAGUGUUUGAUAAGGAUGAAGUAGGUUCUGAUAAUUGGUUAGCAAAUUUUACAUUUGCAUCAGGAAAUGAAGGGGGUUAUUUCCACAUAGAAACUGAUGCACGAACCAAUGAAGGAAUCGUGACCCUUAUUAAGGAAGUAGAUUAUGAAGAAAUGAAGCAUCUCGAUUUCAGCAUUUUUGUCACUAAUAAAGCAGCUUUUCACAAAUCAAUUCAGAAUAAAUUUAAGCCUACACCUAUUCCCAUCAAAGUAAAGGUGAAAAAUGUGAAGGAAGGCAUUCAUUUUAGAAGCCAGACCAUCUCGGUUCAAGUUAGCGAGAGCAUGAACAAAUCAAGCCUAACUCAAGUAAUUGGGAAAUUUCAAGCUUUUGAUGAAGACACAGGACAGCUGGCACGUGUGAAAUAUUCCAAAUUGGAAGACACAGGCAAUUGGAUCUCAAUAGAUUCUGCCACAUCUGAAAUCAGACUUGUAAAAAUUCCUGAUUUUGAAUCCACUUAUGUCCAAAAUGGUACAUAUACUGUAAAGAUUUUAGCUAUCUCAGAAGAUUAUCCUAGAAAAACUAUCACUGGCACCAUUGCUAUCAAUGUGGAAGACAUAAAUGACAACUGCCCCACACUGGUCAACCCUGUGCAUAACAUUUGUGAUGACGUGCAGUUUGUGAACGUGACUGCAGAGGACCUGGAUGGGCCUAAAUACAGUGGACCCUUCAGUUUCUCCAUCAUUGACAAGCCACCAGGAACAGGAGAAAAAUGGAAAAUAGUACGCCAUGAAAGUACUAGUGUGUUACUUCAACAAAAGGAACUAAAGAUUGGCAGAAGUGAGAUCCCUUUCCUGAUUUCCGACAGCCAAGGCUUCAGUUGCCCUGAAAAGCAGAUUCUUACACUCACAGUUUGUAAGUGUCUGGAUAGCAGUGGUUGUGUGGGAGCACUGCGUGACUCCUACGUGGGCCUAGGACCUGCAGCGAUUGCCAUCAUGAUUUUUGCGUUUCUGCUGUUGCUACUUAUUCCACUCUUACUGCUGAUGUGUCCCUGUGGGAAGGGCACCAAGGGCUUUGCCCCCAUUCCUGGCACUAUUGAGAUGCUGCAUCCCUGGAACAACGAAGGGGCACCGCCAGAAGACAAGGCUGUGCCAUCGAUGCUGGUAGCAGAUCACAGAGAGAGUCUCGCCAUAGGCAAUGGAAUUGGAGGCAUGCUGAGCAAGGACACCACCGUGAAAGGAAGCAGUUCUGCUUCCUAUACCAAGGGGCAGCACGAAAUGUCAGAGAUGGACGGAAGAUGGGAGGAACACAGGAAUCUUCUGACUGGUGGGGCUGCCCACUUUGCAGGAACAGCAGGAGCCAUCAGCGCCACUGAAAACACAAGGAGCGCCAGAGUCCCCGGGUCUUCCAGAGACAUCAUUGGAAGCGGAGCAGCUGCUGCCGCAGUGAGCGAAGAAUACUUAAGAAGUUACGUCACUGAGAAAGCAGCCUCCUACUCUGAGAAGGAUGACAUUCACACAGCCAGAGACUGCCUUCUGGUUUAUUCUCAGGAAGAAACUGCAUCUCUACAUGGUUCCAUUGGCUGUUGCAGCUUUAUUGAAGGGGAGCAAGACGAUCACUUCUUAGAUGAUUUGGGAUUUAAAUUCAAGACACUAGCUGAAGUUUGUCUGGGUCAGAAAAUAGAUACAGAUAUGGAAACUGAGCCAAAACCAUUGAGAGAAAUGGGUGCGAAAGCAGCUUCUCAUUCACUCUCUGAGCAGUGGAAGAUUAAUUCCGAGAAUGUCUACGCUUCCAGUGGGAGGGUUCAAGUUCCAAAACCUUCACACGAAAUCAACUCAGAGCAAAUAACCCAGGAGAUAGUCACUGAGAGGUCUGUGUCUUCUAGUCAGCGUCAAAAUGUUUCUCCAUCUCUUCCUGACCCACUGGUUCCUGGUAAUGUUAUAGUGACAGAAACUUCCUAUGCCACAGGCUCCACUCUGCCCCGAGGUGCUGUGAUCCUGGGCCCGAGACAGCCCUCCAGCCUAAUUGUGACGGAGCGGGUAUAUGCUCCAGCUUCUACCUUGGUAGAUCAACAUUAUGCCAGUGAAGGGAAUGUCACGGUAACCGAGAGAGUGAUACAACCUAAUGGGAAUGUAACCAUUCCUCUGGAAAGCACUCAGCUUCUGCCAGAUGGAGAGUAUGUUAUGGUGAGGGAAAGAGAGAGCUUACUUGCCCCCACACCAAGUGGGCAGUUGACUCUGGCCAUACCCAGUCCAGCAAUAAGGAAGAACGUAACAGUGACCGAAAGGGCCCCCUUUCCACUUGCUCAAUCCAGUUACCAGAUCCCAGCUGAAAGCUCAGUGAGGAUCAGAAAGACCAUGGUUUCUGGGACUGGAGUCCCUGACACUCUGCCAAGCUUGGAUUUAGAAGACUCAGGUCAUUCUCAUGCUACUGUAACCACAUCUUCAACCAGAGUCUCCAAGCAUAGUACUGUCCAGAGAGCCUUCUCCUAAACGAUAGUCAGCACAACCUGAGGCAACUGGUUGUGUUUUAAGGGGAAUUUGCCAUGUCCUGAGCCUUACAGACUAAAGAUGCACAUGGCAUUCAGCUUAAACUUGUCUCAGUCACUCAGUGCAAAGGACCUCCCUGUCUCAAAUUCCAGGAACAUACUUUGGAAAUGCUGCCUGGUUAUAAAAUGAUGACUCGACUGUUUUAUAUGCAUUUCAGUAAUUUAUGGUCAGGCAACAUUCCCAGAGCAGAUUAAAUAGAAGGGACUAGGCCUACUGUGAAGUUACUAAUUUAACAGAAUAUCAUUUCAGCAGUGAUACAGCAGAGCCACUCACAAAACCAACGGGCCCUCUUUGACGUUUAUAAUCACUGUUCUGUAACUGGGACUUGACCGCACCUCACAGGUUACUAGCUCACUACUCAUUUCUCUAAAGACAAACUCAUAGUCUUGGUUACUAGUUCUGUUUGUUUUUCCUUAACUCUAGAAGCUUUUUGAUCUCCACCAAACUGUUUAGUUUUUGAAACAGCAUGGUGCACACACACAUUAUAUGCUUUUGUAAUGUGUAGUUUCUGCUUACGAUUUACAGUGUCAUCCCUUUGUCUCUGCAGUCAUGAGAACAAGUGAAGACCUCAUAGUUAGCUGAUUGAUCCAGGAAAAAAUCCAUAAAUAUAAAAUCAUUUUACUUUAUUUUUUAAUAGUAGUGAUAAACUACUAUCAAUUAAAAUUUUAAAAAAUGCCUGGGGCCAGGUGGUGGCGCACCUGGUUGAGGACACAUGUUACAAUGCACAAGGACCCAGGUUCAAGCCCCCAGUCCCCACCUGCAGAGGGAAAGCUUUGAGAAUGGUGAAGCAGGGCUGCAGGAUGAGAGACCUCUGUCUCUCAUCCUCUCUAUCUCCCCCUUCCCUCUCCAUAUUAAAAUAAAAACUAUUGUCCAUUGUCUUCUAACUUACUACAACUAAAUUAACCACUGUGGUAAGAGUCAGACCUAUUUCACUGUUUUAUAGUUUCAGUGCCUAACAUGACUGCCAAAUAAAAAUAAGUACUUUCAGAACUAAACUGAAUUUAAAAGCCAUUCUCAAAGUCUUAAAUCAUUGACCAAUAGGACUUACUGCUUGAGCAGUAACUACAUAACUAAUUUGAAUGUAUGCAUUAUUCAUACCUUUCCUCUUGAAAAGUUAUUUGGAAGUUUUUGCUCCUAAAUAGAUUAUGUGUUUGCUGCUUCUUAAAACCUCUAAGCAUUGUUGCAUUUAAAGUUUCAAAAGUGCAUAUGCCUGUCAAUAAUAAUAUAUGUUCUCCACAUCAAAGUUGUUUUCAUAAAGUUUAAAGAUGAUGUAAUUUUAUGAUUUUUCAAAUGGUUUUGCUAUAGGAAAGAAUCUUUAAAAAUUCUAUUUUUAGCUCCAGGGCAGUGACCUGGGAGAUAGGAGGUGAGCCUUGAAACCUCAAGUUCAAUCCCCAGCAGUGCCUGGCCAGCACACUCUCUCUUCUUCUCAUACAGUCAAUAAAUAAAUAAAUAAAUAAAUAAAUCUCUUUUUUAAAAAUGUAAUUUGAAUGCAUUGUUAUUUCAAAUAAAUUAUAUUUUUGUAUCACAUUUUUAGAAACAUGGUUGAUUUGAAUUGUUAUGCAAAAGAGUUACACUUCUUGUUCCCACAGACUGUGUGCUUAGAAAGCAAGUAUUUUCAGACAUUGUAAGUCUGGCCAAGAUGAAGGCCACCUUUCCGUCAUCUUUGGUUUUUACUCUCUACUUAGUAAUGACUGUUCCUUUUUUCAUUAUAAAUUGAAUAGUUAAUAUUUUACCAAAUGAGCACCAAAUAUUGCUACUGUGUGAAAAUGUAAAUAUGACGUCUAAACUCAUACAAAGCCUGGUACUAAACUUUCUCUUUGAGCAGACCUGUAUAUAAUGUAAUCACAUUUUCUAAAAUAUUUCCAUUGUGCUUUUGAAAGGCUGAUUUGUACUUGUUUUUCCUUCUUUUCAUGCAAGAUUAUAUUUGUGUAACAUCCUAAAAUAUUUAAAUAAAAAGAUGGCCUUAGUGCAAUUCUC
Erinaceus europaeus (western European hedgehog) is the source of this 5995-nucleotide messenger RNA. RefSeq names its product desmoglein 2 (gene DSG2). Gene Ontology annotation, biological process: homophilic cell-cell adhesion. The transcript is spliced from 15 exons. Bases 629 to 3961 code for a protein of 1110 amino acids. Lineage: Eukaryota; Metazoa; Chordata; Mammalia; Eulipotyphla; Erinaceidae. Gene Ontology annotation, cellular component: desmosome; plasma membrane. The record is from RefSeq and is a predicted model, not a curated record. Gene Ontology annotation, molecular function: calcium ion binding.